Pieris macdunnoughi is the source of this 462-nucleotide messenger RNA. The record is from the annotation of a GenBank genome assembly. Lineage: Eukaryota; Metazoa; Arthropoda; Insecta; Lepidoptera; Pieridae.
AUGACAUCAAGAGAAUCAGGGAGAGUAAAGGAUGCAGAGAAAAGAAGAGUACUUGACGAUGCAGCAAGAAAGAGACGCGCUCGUAAAGCUGUGGAAGCCCUUGAACAGGAUAACUUCCAUGAUGAUCCACAUGCGGAUCUGGUUAUGUCAAAGAAAGUACCAAAAUUUGCUGAUUCUAAUGAAAAACCGACAAGAAAGAAAAAAUCAAGAAGCGCAGAAUACUAUAAAUUAAGGUUUAGGAAGACAUUUGCACAGUUAGUUGAGGAAGAGGCUAGUUUUAGACCAGAACCUCCAAAUUACUUGUCCGCUCAAGCACCACCUUCUAAAUUUCCUGACCGACACUUUUGCGCAGUUUGUGGUUUUAUUUCAAACUAUACCUGUAUUUCUUGUGGGGCACGAUAUUGUUCUGUAAAAUGCCUUGGAACGCACUUGGACACGAGAUGCCUGAAAUGGACUGCAUGA